Molecule: messenger RNA, 1415 nt
Organism: Acanthochromis polyacanthus (spiny chromis)
Lineage: Eukaryota; Metazoa; Chordata; Actinopteri; Pomacentridae
Exons: 5
Coding region: 662-1285 (207 amino acids)
Source: RefSeq, a predicted model, not a curated record
AUUAUGUCCCUGGGAGAUUUAUUGCUUUUGCAUGACUGGUUUUAGGAAAAUGUGGUUGUGAGCAGAGAGCUACAUUUCCGAAACUUGAGGACGGUGAACAAGUCCUGCUUUGCCCUCACCAGCCUCAUUAAUGUCAGUGCAUAACUGGUAUGUUUUUCAGCAGUCAUCACAUGUAAUACAAUACACAAAGACCUAGAAUUCUACCUCGUAAUAGCAAGUACAAUCUUAAAUGUGACACUGGUGUAUCCUGUUGACAGGACUGAUAAUGAGCACUUGUGCUUACCAUUGAUAUUAAACCUGUCAGUAUUGUAUAGCAAUAAGUGCUUUUGCCCACAAAGAUAAAUUCUAGGUUUUGUACACAAACCACAACCAGUAAGUGAGAUUAACAAUAUCUUUUCUCAUUUCCUCAUUUAUUGAACUGCCAUGUUUUAAAUGACUAUAACAAAUACUGAAAACAAAAUAUGAUCACAGCGAGGAUCAGUAAAUUAAAGCUCAGAGUGAAAAAAAUGUAUAUGACACUCUUCAUUAUUUAAAGUAAUACAGUCAUAUAGCAUAAGCAGUACACAUUUGAAACUCAAAAACAAGGUGUCACCUGGCAUUCAGAUACCCUCAUGCUGCAGGUCACCAUCAUGUGAAUCCCUCCCUCUUUCUUUCCAAAGAAAUGAACCAUUACAUGACACCAAGAUUUGCUGGCAGUCUUUUGUGUUAUCCACAGCCACGUCUUUGGUUGGGCAAGACAUGCAUCAUACAGUUGGCAGUUGAUGAAUACGCCACAGCUAAAAUUUCAGACAUUGACACCAUCCUUUAUAAAGACCCAGAACGACAAACAUUUCAUUUCUUCACUGUGACUGCGUACAGCCAGGAUUUCUCUUUCUGGGCAAACAACAUUGUUCUGAUUUACUUCAGGAUGGGACCAAAGGAGCAUUUGCUGUUGGUUCUUGUACUGCUAAUAUUCACUGACCACGGUCAAGGUGUUCCUGAGACCUAUGAGCAAUCCUUGAUUGUCAGCAAAUCCACUGAUUCCACUGUUGUUGAACUCCGUGCCACUCCACAUCCGAUUAACACCCCAAGAUGGCACAACAGAUCAUGUAACUGCAAAGGAAAGGAAAGAGAGAUGGUGAGCACACUCUGCCGCUGUCAGCCGUCUGCCAGACGCAAUGGCAAGAAUGGGAAAUGGAAAAAACUGUGUCAGCUGGAAAAAAGCAAGAAUCUGCAGAAGUGCCACAGGUUUUCCAAACUGAAGACAAAGAAUACAUCCAAGUUUGGUCCCAGUGUGCCCAUAUGAGCAAGACAAGGAAACUCUCAUAUAUACUGCAUAUCCCUAUAUAUGGAUAUUUUGCAAUUAUCACUGUCACACACAUUUCUUUGUAAGACUUACUGCUAUAUCCUCCUCAAUAAAGUCCUCACACAAAUGA